Molecule: messenger RNA, 525 nt
Organism: Colletotrichum truncatum
Lineage: Eukaryota; Fungi; Ascomycota; Sordariomycetes; Glomerellales; Glomerellaceae
Source: RefSeq, a predicted model, not a curated record
AUGAAAGCCACAACAGCUCUUUUCGCGCUCGCCACCGUCGUCAGCGCGGUCGAUAUGGCACCUUACAAGCCCGACGCAGACGUUGACGCAGGCUUCACGAAAUUCGUCGAAGAAUACUACCGCAUAUCGGAAGACAAAACAGCAACAACGUCAUUCACGAACUUCUGGCCAGCAGACGGCCAACUCGUCAUCGCGGGCCGCACGUUCUCCGGCUCCGCGGCCAUCCUGGGCGUCAAGCAGUCCCUCCUCCCGCCCGCCGGCAACAAGUCCUGGUGGCACCUCAUCCGUGGCGCGUCGGUGGCGGGUGAGUCUGAUGACUCCAAGACUUUCGUCGCGAACAUUGUUAUCCAGACGACGUAUGUCGGAGGUAACUGUUCAGAGGCUUACGGCAACGCGAGCUUCACCGUCCUCAAGGACGCACAGGGUUCCCCGAGGUUGGAGCCGCACUCCGAGAGCCUGAGGUUGUACAACCUCACCGUCUCAACUACGCAGUCGCCCACCGACAUUCCUUGUAGCUUAACAUGA